ACUCUGGUUAUGGUGGAUCCCAUUUCACGUUUUAUUUUCUGCCUACCACCAUUUGUUCGCCUCGUUGUCGUACUCACCGGUGCUGUAAUUAUCCACCUUACCAUAGGCACCUACCAUACCUUUGGGAAUAUGCUACCGUACAUGGCUUCCUACAUGCGGAAUUACACCGAUCCCACUAUACGAAUUGAGCAUUUCAUGUGGAUACCAACUUUCCAAGACUCCCAUCUAGGAUGUUUUCCGUUCUCAAUGGUUAUCGGUGGUACAUUGGCACUUCAUGUUGGUCCACGUAUGGCUGCUCUCAUCGGAUGCGCCAUUGCAACCUCCUCUGUUGCACUUUCGUUUUGGACUAUCAAACAUUCGUUUUUCGCUUUUUUCAUAACGUACGGCGUUCUUUUCGGAUUUGGUCAGGGAAUCGCAUACGUUACUGCCGUUGCAACUGUUAUCAAUUGGGCUCCUGAGAAGGUGGGAUUGGUGAGCGGAAUUGUGGCCGCAGGUUUCGGCAUCUCAUCGUCGAUUUUCGCUCCGAUUCAAACGCAUCUUAUCAAUCCCUACAACUUACCAUCAACGAAAGAUGGGUAUUUUCUUGACAAGGAUCUUCUAAAUCGAGUACCUGACGUAUUCCUGACUUUAGCAACCGUUUAUGCUAUUAUGCAACUAAUCGGUCUAAUUGUUGUUUGUGAUCCUCCUGUAAAGCAAAUCUCCGAAGAGCUGCUUUCACGAUGGGUGUGCAAGUGGCCCAUAUGCUUUCUCAAAUGGACUGAGCUAUUUUUUAGUGGGAUGUCAUUGCGACCACUCGAAAUAUUGUCGUCGUCGACCUUCUACGUUCUUUUUACUGCGUUAUUCUGUUGUUCAUUCUAUGCGAAUAUGUUCUACAAUCUCUAUAAGACAUUUGCCGAGACAUUCGUCGAUGACGAUUUCUUCUUGGCCAGAGCAUUCGCUGUCGGUUCGGUCGCAAACGCCAUUGCACGCAUCGCUUGGGGCUAUCUGACUGAUCGGACGAGUUUUCAAGUAACGAUGUUCCACACACCUUAUCACGUUAGAUUGUUGAUUUUGUGCUUGGUAAAUGUCAUCGCCAACUGGACAUUCUUGCACGUUGUUUUUCUUAUUCAGCUGGACAAAUUGUGGGAGAUUAGUGCCGCCAUUUGGUUUAAUUUGGGAUCAGCACUUGAGAACCGCGUACACUAA
Angiostrongylus costaricensis is the source of this 1185-nucleotide messenger RNA. The record is from the annotation of a GenBank genome assembly. NCBI's taxonomy places the organism in Eukaryota, Metazoa, Nematoda, Chromadorea, Rhabditida, Metastrongylidae.